Messenger RNA from Rhea pennata, 954 nucleotides. It is a transcript of the gene SYP, whose product is annotated as synaptophysin. The transcript is spliced from 6 exons. Gene Ontology annotation, cellular component: presynaptic active zone; synaptic vesicle membrane; synaptic vesicle. The record is from RefSeq and is a predicted model, not a curated record. Bases 82 to 954 code for a protein of 290 amino acids. NCBI's taxonomy places the organism in Eukaryota, Metazoa, Chordata, Aves, Rheiformes, Rheidae. Gene Ontology annotation, biological process: regulation of neuronal synaptic plasticity.
CGCGCGCGGGCGCGCGCGGCUGUUCCCCCCCCCGCCGCCGCUCCCCCCGCCGCCGCGCUGCGUCUCCCCGAGCCCGCAGCGAUGGAGGUGCUGAACCAGCUGGUGGCCGGGGGCCAGUUCCGGGUGAUCAAGGAGCCGCUGGGCUUCCUGAAGCUGCUGGAGUGGCUCUUCUCCAUCUUCGCCUUCGCCACCUGCGGCAGCUACUCGGGCUCCUUCGGCCUGAGCGUCGAAUGUGCCACCCGCAACGAGAGCGACCUCAACAUCGCCGUGGACUUCGGCUACCCCUUCAGGCUGCACCAGGUGUACUUCCUGGCCCCCACGUGCCAGGGCACCGAGAGGGGCCACCAGGAGAAGGUGUUCCUGGUGGGCGACUACUCGUCGGCCGCUGAGUUCUUCGUCACCGUGGCCGUCUUCGCCUUCCUCUACGCCCUGGGCGCCCUCGGCGUCUACCUCUUCCUCGACAGCAAGUACCGGGAGAACAACAAGGGGCCCGUCAUCGACCUGGUGGCCACGGGGGUGCUGGCCUUCCUGUGGCUGGUGAGCUCCUGCGCCUGGGCCAAGGCGCUGGCGGACAUCAAGGAGGCCACGGCGCCCGCCGGCGUCCUGGCCGAGCUGCCGGGCUGCCGGCGCCCGGGGGCCCGCUGCCGCGGCCUGCGCUCGCCCGUCACCUCCGGCCUCAACACCUCCGUGGUCUUCGGCUUCCUGAACCUGGUGCUGUGGACGGGCAACCUCUGGUUCGUGUUCAAGGAGACGGGCUGGGGGGGGCCGUGGGGCCGCGGCCCCCCCGCCGGCGCCCCCGAGAAGCCGGCGGCCCCCGAGGGCGGCUACGGGCAGCCCGAGGGCGGCUACGGGCAGCCCGGCGGCUACCAGCCCGACUACGGCCAGGGCGGCUACGGCCCCCCCGAGGGGGGGUACGGCCAGGCCGCCCCCACCUCCUUUGCCAACCAGAUGUAG